AUUUUCCCUAGCGGGGCACACUCAUCAGUAUCUCCGUUUCGUUCAUCUCAUCGAAACCUCGUAGCCAGGCACCAGACAAGUAAUCAAGAAUGGCAGCCCGAGGAGGCCAGGAAGGAGUGAGCCUCGACAGCCUCAACCCACAGCAGCUCACCCAGGUGAAGAAGCAGCUAGAUGACGAGGUGGAGCACCUGACGAACUCGUUCGCCCAGCUCCAUGCCGCGCAGGGCAAGUUCAAGGAGUGUCUGCGCUGCGUCAACACGGCGCCUACCUCUCAGGACAAGAGCAAGAAGAAGGACAUCCUAGUGCCGCUGACGAACUCCCUCUAUGUCCGCGGGAAGCUGACCAACCCCGACCGAGUCAUCGUUGACGUCGGGACCGGUUUCUACGUCGAGAAGGAUGUCAAGAGUGCGACGGAAUUCUAUGAAGACAAGGUGAAGCAGCUGGGCAGCAACAUUCAGGACCUCGAGAACAUCGUCCAGAACAAGACGAACAGUCUUAGAAUGGUGGAGGAAGUAUUGCGACAGAAAGUUUUAGCAGGCUCGCAGCCAGGACCGUCGUCGUAAUGGCCGGCUCAGAGAGGGUUUCCUGGAUAUUUGGAAGGCUUAGCUUGUGGAUAUCUUCAAUAUCUGCGCCGGAUUGGGGCUAAUUUGGAGGGCGCAGCUGCUUGACUACCAUAGGUAGUCAAACUAAUCAUCUGCUACUCGUGGAAGGAAGGUGGAAGGUGGUUGGGGAAAUGGCCAUAUCGAACUACCUAGACCCAGAACCUCGAAAUGUAUGAGGAUCAUGUGUGACGCAGCUUUCUCAGACAUCCGUUGCAUUGUAUCAAUUAGAGUCGACGGCCCCCCGUCAAACAGUCACCAGAGAAGAUACAAGACGGAGGAAUGAGAGAGAAUCAACAACCCCGAGUCAAGAAAAAUAUCCCGGCCAGACCUGCCUUGCUAAGCAAACGCCCUUGUCAUCCCCUGUCCUGCCGUGGCUUUUUCUGCGGCUGUCGGACUCUAGUCCUCGACAUACUGGAACUCCGCAACCUCGCCAAGAAU
This is a messenger RNA of Phialemonium atrogriseum, 1040 nucleotides long. RefSeq names its product c-myc binding protein. Gene Ontology annotation, cellular component: cytoplasm; prefoldin complex. NCBI's taxonomy places the organism in Eukaryota, Fungi, Ascomycota, Sordariomycetes, Cephalothecales, Cephalothecaceae. The record is from RefSeq and is a predicted model, not a curated record. The transcript is spliced from 5 exons. Gene Ontology annotation, biological process: RNA polymerase III assembly; RNA polymerase II core complex assembly; RNA polymerase I assembly. The coding region runs from base 90 to 563 and encodes 157 amino acids.